GUAAAUCGGUGGAGUGGAGAGAUGGGGCUCGGAAGGGGCGCCCUGCACCGCCUCCCAGGCGCACCUCCCCCGGCCGCCGACCGCUCCCCGGAACCGUGAUUGGUCCGCCCCCCACCCCCGGGGGCGACCCCGGACCCUGCCCCCACCGGCGGCCGGCCCGCUCCUCCUCCUCUCAGCGAGUCCUGCCGCUCCGAGGCGCGCUUGUUUUUCUCCAGCUCUGCCCGCCGCCGUCCCCUGCCCCAAUCUCGCCCCGCCGCCCCUCGCGCGCCCAGGAGCCCCCGCCCGCCUCGCCCGCCUCGCCCGCCUCGCCCGCGGCCGCUGCCUCCUCUUGCAGCUUGCCUCGGCGCCGCUGCCCCGCACCUUACCCCGCGCCCCGGCUGCCCUGCUUCCCCCUCCUGCUUGCGGCGCCCCCUUCGUCUACGGCCGCUGGCCCCCCACCCCCAAUCAGGCCAUCUCUGGAGAUGUGAAAAAAGGGGGGUGAGCGGACAGGAAGAUGAAGGGAGCAAAGCUGCCCGCUGCGGGACAGGCGUCUAGGUGAACAGGAAAAUGACCGAAGAAACACACCCGGACGAUGACAGCUAUAUUGUGCGUGUCAAGGCUGUGGUUAUGACCAGAGAUGACUCCAGCGGGGGAUGGUUCCCACAGGAAGGAGGCGGGAUCAGUCGCGUCGGGGUGUGUAAAGUCAUGCACCCCGAAGGCAGUGGACGAAGCGGCUUUCUCAUCCAUGGUGAACGACAGAAAGACAAGCUGGUGGUACUGGAAUGCUAUGUAAGAAAGGACUUGGUCUACACCAAAGCCAACCCAACGUUUCAUCAUUGGAAAGUCGAUAAUAGGAAAUUUGGACUCACUUUCCAGAGCCCUGCUGAUGCGCGAGCUUUUGACAGGGGAGUGAGGAAAGCAAUCGAAGACCUUAUAGAAGGCUCCACGACUUCAUCUUCCACCAUCCAUAACGAAGCCGAGCUUGGUGACGAUGAUGUUUUUACAACAGCUACGGACAGUUCUUCGAACUCCUCUCAGAAGAGGGAACAACCUACACGGACAAUCUCCUCCCCCACAUCCUGCGAACACCAGAGGAUUUACACCCUGGGCCAUCUCCACGACGUGUAUCCCCCGGACCAUUAUCACCUCGACCAGCCGAUGCCGAGGCCCUACCGCCAGGUGAGCUUCCCGGACGACGACGAGGAAAUCGUGCGCAUCAACCCCCGAGAGAAGAUCUGGAUGACGGGCUACGAAGACUACCGGCAUGCACCGGUCAGGGCCAAGUACCCGGACCCCUCGGAGGACAUGGACUCCUACGUGCGCUUCGCCAAGGGCGAGGUCCCAAAGCACGACUACAACUACCCUUACGUGGACUCCUCAGACUUUGGCCUGGGCGAUGACCCCAAAGGACGAGGGGGCAGCGUGAUCAAGACGCAGCCCUCCCGGGGCAAGUCCCGGCGGCGGAAGGAGGACGGCGAACGCUCACGGUGCGUGUACUGCAGGGACAUGUUCAACCAUGAGGAGAACCGGAGGGGCCACUGUCAGGACGCACCCGACUCCGUGAGAACUUGCAUCCGCCGCGUGAGCUGUAUGUGGUGCGCAGACAGCAUGCUCUAUCACUGUAUGUCGGACCCCGAGGGGGACUACACAGACCCCUGCUCGUGCGACACCAGCGACGAGAAGUUUUGCCUCCGGUGGAUGGCUCUUAUUGCCUUGUCUUUCCUGGCCCCCUGUAUGUGCUGUUACCUGCCCCUUCGGGCCUGCUACCACUGCGGCGUGCUGUGCAGGUGCUGCGGGGGCAAGCACAAAGCGGCUGCGUGACCCAGCGCUGCCCUCCCGUCCUCCUCCACCACCACCGCACCCAACCACAAGGGAACCUGUCGUUGGCAUCGUCGUCGUCACUGUCUCUGUCUCUCGAUGCGCUCUUGUUCUCCGCCGGGACCGUGAGGCGCCAUUCCAGCCCCGGGAACCUGCCCGGGGGGCUCGCGGCUCCGGACGCCACCCACCCACCCACACACACACACCCAUCACACAGUCGUCUAAGGAAAGGAACCUUGGGCCCAGACUCUGGUGUAUUCUUAACAUUCUGUAAUCCAGUUGUCUUAUUAUCCACGUCUCCAUCUCCUGUCUUCCCUACCUCUUCCAGUUCAAGAGGCAUCUGAGGUGGGAACCGCCGAGUCGGGGUGGGUUUUUCAGACCUGCAUCUUCCUCUCAGCUCGGCAGCAGGUUCCUGCGGAAAACGAAUGUCUGAAUGAUGCGACCCUUCCGGAAGUAUUGUAACCUGCAGUCAGUGAAUAAGGAUAGGAGGUGAGCUGGUUUACAAACGUGUACUACCACACAGCGCUUUCAACUCUUUAAAGCCAAAUUUCCCGACGCUGCAGUUUCUCUCUUACGUCCCUCACUUUCUGUUGUCCCUGUGUACCCCCUCCCCCCACCCUGCAAAAAAAAAAAAAUCUAUCGAAAUUGUUCAUUGAUGCAAAACAUUCACCCAUAAAAUGAGAAUUGAGCCUUAACUUCAGAUUAACUCGUAAGAAUCAGGACAAUUCCUUAAACUGCAUUGCAUUGCAUCUUCUUGGACCAGGACUAGAAGGGCAGUUUCAGGUUUCAAUGAGUCUCCCUGGUUACUAACCCCAAAGCUGGACUUUUGUUUAAUAGUUGCGUCACCACCACUUCUUUAAUUAGCAAUAUUAAAGUAAGAGUAAAUAUUACAGUAAUAAAUCUUGCUCGUUGUUUCACGAGCCAAAUAGUCUAUUCCAACACAAACGAGUGCCCUGGAAGAAAGUUCCGGUUGAGCCGCAUGACGGUCUCAGUGAAUAAAAGUGUAGGAGCUUCUUUUCCUCCUCCAUUGGUUAUUUUAUAUUAACAGGAUGGGGGCUUGGAUUUUAGGCGUGAUCAAUCUAAAGAGUGGUGGGUCCCAUUUUGGUUUGUGGGUUUACGUGCUCAUUUUCGUUUUGGACUCGAGUUUGUGUCACCAAGUUCUACGUUUUUACUUGGGAAAAAACAAGGCCAUAUGUAAAAACCCUUUGAUACCUAAGUGUCUUUCUGCUGCAACUCCAAACCCAGACUUGCCACUUUGCGUGCUCAGGUGGUUAGGUCCACCAACCGGAUCCACCUGAGACCUUGCCACGUAGGAGGCUGCUCAUUAGCUGGGAAAGAGUAUUUUUCUAAUAUAUUGCAAGGAAAAGCCAAAUCUUCUUAUUGAAGAACAAGGAAAAGUGAAAAGUGGUUACCCAUACCUAGCAUAGUACAAUCAGAACCUCGUGGAGACCACGGGGGACAGCAGGCCUGUCACUGCUGGCUGUUCUUCCUGCCACAGCCAUUCUGUGGUCAUUGCCAGCCCAAGGCAUGCCCCUGUCCUGUCCCUCUCUCCUCGCUUCCCCUCUCCGUUUUCUAUUGCACACAGGACAUCCGUCUUCAAGGAAAGUGCUAGCCAUGCUUAACCCUCCUGGGAAGGCGUUCAGCCCACCUGGGCUCAUAGCCCAUCCCGUCUCUUUGGCUUACAUGCCCAAUGUGCUUAUGUGUUAGCUGGCAGUGUUGCCAUGCAUUGGAGUGACUGGUGGGACUUGCCGGUCUGCCGUCCGUCUGCAUCUGAGCAAGGAGUGUGAAGUCCUCUGGGCAGCCUUCCCUGGACGCUGUGGAGACGCCAUCUUCCCACCUGAGGUCUCCCUCGGGGUCUCUAUAAGGUCUCCUCUCUACAAAGCACAACACUAAUGUGUGUCCUUAGACUUCCGUUCAAGGGCCCCCUAUUUAUUUCAAUCAGAACACCCCUGUGGGAGCGACCUUUGUCACCUCUGUUGUGAUCCUUCCCACCACCCCUUCCCACCCGCAAAUGUCAGCUCUGCAAAUCCUUUUUGGUUCGUGAAGGCAGCGGUUAAGGGCACAAAGACAAAAGACGGCCAUGGGGACAUUAAUGUAAAUACGUCUCUCCAAGCGCCACCCUGCAGCUGUUUUAACAGUGUGUAGUGCUUUUCCGGUCAGCUUUGCCACCCCAGUGUCAAUCAUUGGAGAAAAUUACUCAGAUUUUAUUUUUGUAUUGGUGGUAACAAAACAUUAACCAAAAGGUUUUCUGUUCGGAAGCUUCCCUCAACCAUCUCCCCAUUCCCUACUCAAGCUGUUUGCUCACAUUAACAGAUUAAAAGUGCCUGGGACAUGAUCCAUUCUUUCCUUGUAUGUUAAAAACCCUGUUGUAUUGAUUUUUUUAUAAUAAGCCUUUUUACCUCUGUGUAAAAAAUAUAUAUACAAGUGUAUGAUGUACAUUUUAGUUCUUAACUUUUUUUUAUGGUUUCUAAUAUGUAUGACCAAUGUAGCCGUUGCUUUAAAAAUGUACCAUGUAAAUAUAAACACAUCCUAU
This is a messenger RNA of Ochotona curzoniae (black-lipped pika), 4330 nucleotides long. It is a transcript of the gene SPRED2, whose product is annotated as sprouty related EVH1 domain containing 2. Gene Ontology annotation, molecular function: protein kinase binding. Gene Ontology annotation, cellular component: membrane. Bases 547 to 1800 code for a protein of 417 amino acids. Gene Ontology annotation, biological process: negative regulation of MAPK cascade; multicellular organism development. The transcript has 6 exons. The record is from RefSeq and is a predicted model, not a curated record. NCBI's taxonomy places the organism in Eukaryota, Metazoa, Chordata, Mammalia, Lagomorpha, Ochotonidae.